Messenger RNA from Orbicella faveolata, 1151 nucleotides. RefSeq lists its product as uncharacterized. The record is from RefSeq and is a predicted model, not a curated record. NCBI's taxonomy places the organism in Eukaryota, Metazoa, Cnidaria, Anthozoa, Scleractinia, Merulinidae.
CUUGCCGUAUAAAUAGACGGAACGAAGCGAAUUAAGAACUUAAGCUUUACCAAGUGUUUGAAUGAUGGAGCCAAAGAGUUUUCCUAUCUUGUUGUUUUUCACUCUGUUGUCGACGGCCUUAGGUUGGAGAGACUGCUCUUUACAGCUGGAUCAAAAUGUCCAACUUUCUACCUAUACCUCGUGUAACAUCACGUCAUACGACUGCAGCCAGAUCACGUGCUCACUUCCCUUUAGCCAGAAAGUUAUCAAACUGUCGGUGGACAUUGGCCAAUGGCAAAAACCUAUGACUGCUGACGUCACCGUGUCAGUGCCCGAGCUUGAAUAUGAUUGGUCGGCCACAUUUACUGAUGGCGAGAAGAUCGAGUUUCCUGGUUUUCCCUUGGAACUUGAAGGGUUUUCAAUUGGAGAACUUGAUGUGUAUCUACAAUGUUAUUUGAAGAAAGAGAAUGGUACAAUCAAUUUUAAGGUUGACUUGCUGGCCACGACAGAAUUUGGAGCACUUUUCAAUUCAACACUCAUUUCAGGACAAUUCCCAGAAACCCCGGAACCUGAAGUCAUAAUAUGUUACAUAGGAUGGAGAGAAUUCAAGAAAUUGCCCUUAACUACAAAGGUGGUGAUAGCAGCAAGUGUUAUCAUGUUUAUGAUUUUGGUGCUGCUCGCCACUGUGUUCUGCUGCAAGAGAAACAGGGCUUCUACUGCUGACCAGGUGAAAAUCAAGCCUCCCUCUUAUGACGAGGUUAUCACCACCAAGACCAAGGUCCCAAUGCAGCCGCUGAUCAACGAGGUUUAGGGCGCAGAAAAAAAGCCUUUGUAAAUAGUAACGCAUUUCAGUGUGUCAGACUGUUCUAGUUUUGGUAUUUAGAUGAUUUGACCUCUCAAAACAGUCUAUUUCUUAUAGGAAUGUAAAUAAGAAACCUAGCCUUUUUAGGGCCUGAUUACAUGGCGAAUUUCAGCCCGGCUAGGAGGGCUGAAAUUAUGUUGCGAUUACAUAACGAAUUUCAGCCCGGGCUGAAAUAUUAGCCUCCGCGCCAAAUAUGAAAUUGUGUGCGAAAAGUCUCCAGAGAAUCAAAAUGGCGCCGAGAACACGAAUCGUGAAAAUAGGCGCAUUACUUCUCUCGUGGUUUGACCUUUUGUUGGCGCUCAAUUUUUAA